CACGACCAGCACACCCAAAAUGCCUCCCAAGAAGACCACCACUGCCGCCAAGGAGAACGUCUCUCUCGGUCCUCUGGCCGGAGAUGGCAAGCUCGUUUUUGGCGUUGCUCGUAUCUUCGCCUCUUUCAACGAUACCUUCGUCCACGUUACCGAUCUGAGUGGUCGCGAAACCAUCUGCCGUGUCACCGGUGGUAUGAAGGUCAAGGCUGACCGUGACGAGUCUUCUCCCUAUGCUGCCAUGUUGGCUGCUCAGGACGUCGCUGCCCGCUGCAAGGAGCUCGGCAUCAACGCUCUCCACAUCAAGAUCCGUGCCACUGGUGACCCCGGUCCCGGUGCCCAGUCCGCUCUCCGUGCCCUUGCUCGUUCUGGCAUGAGAAUUGGCAGAAUCGAGGACGUGACCCCCACUCCUUCCGACUCUACUCGUCGCAAGGGUGGUCGCCGUGGUCGUCGUCUGUAGACGUGUGCGGGUGUGUCUUUGUCCAUGUCGUGCAAUUCGUUUGCACGGCUGGGCUGGAGGCUACCGCCAGGGCCUUGUGCCCGCGGAUGUGGAUGGAAUAAACGCGAAGAACGGCCCUUAUCGCCUGGUCUUCAAUUUUUCUCAUGUCCAAAAGUUUUUGUCUUCAGUUCGGGGUCUCAUAGUCUGUUAGCCAGUAUAGCAGCUAUCUCUGCC
This is a messenger RNA of Aspergillus novofumigatus IBT 16806, 670 nucleotides long. Its product is annotated as 40S ribosomal protein uS11. NCBI's taxonomy places the organism in Eukaryota, Fungi, Ascomycota, Eurotiomycetes, Eurotiales, Aspergillaceae. Gene Ontology annotation, molecular function: mRNA 5'-UTR binding; small ribosomal subunit rRNA binding; structural constituent of ribosome. Bases 20 to 457 code for a protein of 145 amino acids. The transcript has 4 exons. Gene Ontology annotation, cellular component: cytosolic small ribosomal subunit; ribosome. Gene Ontology annotation, biological process: maturation of SSU-rRNA from tricistronic rRNA transcript (SSU-rRNA, 5.8S rRNA, LSU-rRNA); translation; ribosomal small subunit assembly. The record is from RefSeq and is a predicted model, not a curated record.